AUGACGUUAACGACAAACGUAGCGUCGUGUCAGAAAGCAGAUCCCGCGAGGCUACGGCUGCGCGACAGAAGCAGCGGCUUGGAUACUUUCGCAUACGGCCGUGCAACGCGACGGUUUCUCGCAGAGCCAAUCGUGCGACGCCGUGCGACCGCCGGGUGCGACAGGUCGGCCACGUUGCGAUUCCAGCUCAGGAGACCGCCAACCACGGCGACGCCGCGUCUCGACGUUAAGGCAUGCGACGGCGACGACGGUGAUGACGUGGACACGAGCGCCUUCUGCUCUUCCGGCAACGGCGCGCUUCACCGCUUGGGCGGCUCGGCUGCCGUGACCGCUGACGUGUCACUCGGGGACGCAUUUGACGAACUUAGCGCCGGGCCGGAGGAGCGGCUCGGCGUGAACGGGCGGCGGUUAAAGUUCAAACUGGGCGGCUCGGAGGAAGCUUCGUCGGAGCUUCUCGGGGCGGCCGGCUCGGCGGCUAAGGAGGUUGAGAAGGGGGUAGAGGCGGUGGGGUCGGCGGCCCUUAAAACGCGGGAGGGAUCGGCGGAGAUUGAGGAAGAGACGAAACGAAAGAUGAAGAUAACCCACGGCCGAGUCAUCUCAGUUAUAUUAUUCGUCGGCCUGCUCUCCACCCUCCUCCUAGUCGAUUCCUUCAUCUGGCGCCUCAUCCGUCGCCCCCUCGCCGCAUUCUUCCUCACAAUCCCCUUCCUCGCCGCCGCCGCCACGUCAGCAUACGCGGGCGCCAUCGCCAUCCCGUUCCUGCGCUCGCUUAAAGCCCAGCAGGUGGUGCGCGAGGAGGGCCCCGCCACGCAUGUGACUAAAGCGGGCACGCCCACCAUGGGCGGGCUGUUCUUUGUGCCGCUGGGUGUGCUUGUAGCGAGGGUGGCGACUGGGAGUCCGCCUGAGCUGGCUGGAGUGACGGCGGCAACGGUUGCGAUGAUGGCGGUGGGAGCAGUGGACGAUGGGCUGUCUCUGGUGAAGAAACACAACUAUGGGCUUACCCCAAUGGGGAAGCUUGGCCUGCAGGUGGCAAUAGGCCUGGCACUCAGCUACUGGUUACAUGGGGCGAAUCUUCAAUCGCCCUAUUCCAUGAAGAAUAUAGUGCCCUUUCCACAGCCAAUCAGUCUCUGGUACUUUGGCAGGUGGUAUGUGCCGGUAACGGUGUUCUGCAUGGCUUCAAUGAGCAAUGCUGUUAACCUCACGGAUGGCUUGGAUGGGCUGGCAGCCGGCACCACUGCCAUUGCAUUCAUUGCCAUGGCCAUAGCCUGCCUUCCCAUCUACCCUGCCAUGGGAGCAUUCGGAGCAGCGAUGGCGGGGGCGUGCAUGGGCUUCCUAGCGCACAACCGGCACAAGGCAGCAGUGUUCAUGGGGGACACGGGCUCCCUGGCUCUCGGGGCGGCCCUCGCUGCCAUGGCUGCCACCACCGGCCUCUUCUUCCCGCUCCUCAUUGCAUCGGCCGUUUUCUUCCUCGAAACUGUUUCGGUCAUGCUACAGGUUUCAUUCUUCAAGCUCACCAAGCGGACCACAGGCACGGGAUUGAGAAUAUUUCGCAUGUCGCCCUUCCACCACCACUUGGAGCUCUCGGGAAUGGCGGAAACCACCGUUGUCAUGCUAGCAUACAUUGUCACUCCAUCACCCUCUCCUCCUUCGUGCCGCUUUCGCACCUGCGAGCCUCUCCAUUCUGCACUUGAAAUGGGUCCAGUUCGGCUGUCGGCGCUCUCUGCGCUAUUGCUUUUAGUUUCCGCAUCGGCCAUUCUGGCUGGCGCAGAAGAAUAUUUCGGGUUACCAACAUCCAAGUACGAGCACGAGUGGGCCAAGUAUCGGCAGCCUGACGGGCUCCUAUCGCUCGACUACCUGAAGCAAGGAGGCGAUGGCGACAAGAUCAGAGGAAGGAAGGCCAUGGAGAACCUCUUUGAAGUCGUCUUCUGCUCUGCCCUCCCAUCGAAGCAAGUGCUCCCUAACAACCUCUUCCAGAACGGCGAAUUUUCAGAUGGCAUCAGCCCGUGGCAGGGUUUCGGCUGGUCAUCUGUAUACACGGUAACAGACACCCGCUUGAACUACGGCGUUUGCACAAAUCGCUCCGAAGCCUACUCCGGACCGAUGCAAAGCGUCUCCAACCUGCCGGCCGCGUCGUACGAGAUGAUCGUCUGGGUCCGGCUGAACGCCGGCGAACGGCAGUACGUGAACGCGAACGUCAAUAUUAACGGCCAGUACGUGUGCAUCGGCGGCGCGAUCGCCAAGUCUAACUGCUGGACGAAACUCAUGGGCGGAUUCACAUUACACGACCCGCUGGAUAAAGCCAGUAUUUAUAUCCAAGGCGCAACCCCGGGGACCGAGAUCUGGAUCGCGCAGGCUUCGUUGCGGAAGGUUGAUAAGGACGAAUGGCUGGCGCAGCAGCAGGCGAGCAUCGAGAAGCAUCGCAUGCGCGACGUGUCGUUGACGGUUACCGGCAAUAACGGGCAGCCUGUGGACGUGGUGAUUAACCAGAUUCAGUCGGAUUUUCCGUUUGGCGGGAACGUUAACGGCGCGAUCCUCUACGACGUGAACUACCAGAAGUGGUUUAAAGAUCGUUUCAACUGGGCUGUGUUCAAUAACGAGAUGAAGUGGUACUUUAACGAGGGGUACCAGGAGGGUGUAGAGAAUUACACUAUAACGGAUGCGAUGGUCAACUGGUUCCGCUCGCGAAACAUCAACGUUCGCGCGCACAACCUGUUCUGGGCAGUCGAGAAUUUCGUGCAGCCGUGGGUCAAGAACCUCAACGACGAGGAUCUGUGGGCGGCGAUGCAGCGAAGACUGAACCAUGCGGUAACCCGUUACAAGGGGCAGGUGCAGCACUGGGACGUUCUCAACGAGCCGCUUCACGGCAACUAUUUUGCGGACCGCCUCGGUCCGCAGGUGCACGACUGGAUGUACAAGGCCACGUCAGCAAUCGACAACCAGGCGCAGCUGUUUAUUAACGACUACAAUACUGUAGAGGAGUGCGACGGCGUGUCGCAUCCCGAGUAUUAUCUCGCAAAAGUCUGGCAGAUGACGACACGUGGCUCACCGGUGACCGGGAUCGGCGUCGAGUCGCACUACAGCAAGGAACCUCAGCCGGCCCGUCUCCGCCACGAUCUCAACCAGCUGGCAGUGGCGGGCAUCCCCAUCUGGCUGACGGAGCUGGACUUCAACAAGGUGCCGGACGACGCGAUCCGCGCGGACUACUUCGAGUCGGUGAUGCGCGAGGCGUUCGCGCACCCCGCCGUGCACGGCAUCGUGAACUGGUCCGCGGGCCGCGCCACGUGCGACAAGUACAAGGACGUGGAUCCCGGCAUGUGCAAGCCGUGCGAGGCGUGCUUCUCGGAUACCAACUUUGUUGACAACGAGCUGGGGAAGAGGUAUGUGAGAUUGCGCAAGGAGUGGAGCACGCACCUCAACGCCAAAAUCUCUCCCGGGCAGCCGCUCGCAUUCAAGGGCUUCCACGGCACCUACCGCGCCCGCUUCCAGGUCAACGGGCAGACCGUCGAAAAAACAUUCCACGUGCCGAAUGCACAAGGCGUGGCAGAGAUUAGCAUCCAGCUUCCCAGUUGUGGUUGUGCAACAGUCAUGUCGCCGCCAAAGCGCAAAACGAGCAUUAGCAGCAGCACGGGCGCCAGCAACAGCGGCGCCGCCGCGCGGCAGUCCCGCCCGAGCAACCCGCCGUCGCGGCCUCUUUCCCAGCCAGACCUCUCGCAGCACCCGUCUCUCCACCAACACGCACUGCCACGUCAGCACCCUUCUCCGCACCACACGGGCCAGCCACCGUACCCUAAUCCCCCCUAUCCCCAAGCCCCGCCUUAUCCACAAGGCCCGCCUUUUCCGCAAGGUCCGCCGUAUCCCCCGCAGCAGCUACCACCCGCGCCUUACCCAGCCGCGCCUUAUUCUCAUCCCGGCUCGCAUCCGCACGGACCGCCUCCGUUCCCGCCCUAUGCCAACGGUCCUCCCCCCGCAUCUGGCGCCGGAUAUUACGUGCCUAGCUACCCGCCUUCCGCUGGCGCGGGCCCUCCGCCGUACGUGCGCGCUGCGCGCGGCGGGGAAGAUGGGUACGGAUCGGACGGGCCAUUACACGGUUACAUGUCAGACGAGCCGCCGUAUCGCCGCGGCGCGGGGUACGGCCGGGGCGCGAAUGGCGGUCCCAUGGCGCCGCCGCCGAAAUUAGUGUCGUCUAAGGGCCGCGCGACUCGGCAAUGGUGUUCGACGUGGCGCCUGCUGCUGCUCAUCUUCAUCCCCGCUGUAGUGUUCGUGCUUAUAAUGAGCGGGCGCAGUCCGGGGAACUGGCGCACGGUCGAAGCGGAGGUGUGGGGAGGCGCGGAGGAGGAGCGCGCGGGGGGCGCUUGGGGCGCGGGCGCGGGCGCGGGAGCGGGGGGGGAUUUGCGGGGAGUGCGGUGGAGCAGCGAGGUUGAGUCGGCGGUGAUUGCGGGGGCCGUGGCGAAGGGCUUUAAGAUGGACCUUAGUACAGCGCGGACUAGACUAAAGACAGAUGCUGACGUGGAAGGGGCCAACAUUGACCACAACAACUCCAUCACCAACCCCUGCUUGACACGUCACUCGCUGCUGCAGAGGGCCUAUCAGGAGGCGCCACCUGGCGCGCUUGCCGCGCUCGGGCAGCCACGAUUCGUCCAGCGCAGCGGGUACCGGCUGUCGGCCAAUGAAUUCGCAGCGAUUGGGAUGAGCCUACGUGUUAUGAGGGAGAUUGCUGAUGAUGGGCUGGGCCACUGCUACUGGGUCGGGCAGGACGGGCAGCAUUUGACGGGCAGGCUGAGGGGAAUUUACCCUGGAGAGCACCAUUUAUUGAUGUACGAGACGGCAAUUUACCACUGCAAACUUGCAGCGGAAAGCACGGGGAAUGGCGGCGGCACAGUCAUGAUUCAACUAGAUCGCACAGAUGUAGCUAUCUACAGCGAGCCACCCGCACCAGCAUCGGCUCUCUCCUCUCUCCUCCCCACACAUUCCCACUCGCUAUCACACCCCGCCACACACACGGGCAUACCAGCUCAUACACCCGCCCAGGCACACUCGCCUCUCGCGCACUCCAGUCCAAGCAACGCCACCCAGUCGCACAACAGACAAGGCUACAGCUUGCAGCAUUGGGGCGGCAAGGGGGAGCAGCCGUUUGAGUACGAGCUGGCCUUCUGCUCCUUCCCCAUGUACCGCGACCUCAACCCCUCCACGCUGCAAGUGUGGCUGCUGGUGGCCUAUCAUUACCUCAAGGUCGACUAUUUUGUGCUCAGCGAUGGGGGUUCUGUGGACGACACUAUUAUGAAGGUCCUAUCCCCGCUUGUGGAUGCUAACAUAAUGGAAAUAGUCGACGUUCGCGGCGCAUACGCGUUCGAGAACAAACAGAACGUGCUAACCCUAAACGACUGCAUGUACCGUCUCCGCUCCGGCGCCCGCUGGGUACUGUUCAUGGACUUUGACGAGCUACUGUACAUCGCGCCGCCACCCCCCCCGCCGCCACCCGAGCCAGAAACAGACGGAGACGGCGAGUACACUCCGGACGGCCACAAGCGGAGAAAAAGACGAAGAAGGCACGCCAAGCCGAAACCGGUGGAUGUAGCCGGAGGGUCCCUGCAGAACCUCCUUAUGCAGCAUAACGGGUCGGCUUUUAUCACGUUCGGGAGUGUGUGGUGGUCUGUGGAGUAUUGUCGACCGCCCACGCCCGCUCUCUCGCUGCCGAUUCAGCGGAUGCGGUUUCAUUGGCCGCAUGUGUACUGUGUGGGAGAGAAGGACAUGGGGUAUACUCCAAACCACUGCCUCAACUUCUACGGCCAUCGCAAGUUUCUGGUUGACCCACGCCAAGUGUGGGCCGUGCAGGUGCAUCGCCCCAUAGAGCCACUGGAGGGUGGUGUUCAUUUGACCCCCGAUGUUGCCUACCUCAACCACUUCCAGGGACUCCUACGUGCCAACUUCACAUUGUGCUCGCAAGAGGUGCUUCCAGGAAAGGAGCCUGAUUGGUGGACAGAAGACAGCUAUUUGGCCGAGUUAGUGGGCAUCAUGAUGAAGAAAGGGCCCCCUAAGAAACGUCGGCGAAUUCCCUUUUGA
Messenger RNA from Closterium sp. Yama58-4, 6057 nucleotides. The record is from the annotation of a GenBank genome assembly. NCBI's taxonomy places the organism in Eukaryota, Viridiplantae, Streptophyta, Zygnematophyceae, Desmidiales, Closteriaceae.